AUGCAUUCCUUCCCAUCUGUAAUCGUAGUUAGUGCGGGAGGCCUACCCUGCGCGUUGCGUCAGUACGCGAGCGGAUCGGUGUGCGUGUGCAAUGUGACGUACUGUGAUACGCUGGAAUUUACCGAACCGACCGACCUCGGGAGCUUUGUGCUCGUGUCUAGCAGUAGUGCCGGGUUACGCUUUGCUCAGACAGAGGGUAACUUCACCCGAAGCGUUAAACAGCGACAGACGUUUCGAGCGGAGACAGACGUUACGAUCACACUCGAACCUCGGAAGCGCUUCCAAACGGUGGAAGGUUUCGGUGGUGCCUUUACCGGUGCGGUUUCGUACAAUCUGGAACGCUUAAAUGCUGAGCUGCGCGAAAGUCUCUACAAAGCGUACUACUCCAAAACGCAAGGAAUUGGAUAUCGUUUUAUGCGCGUACCAAUCGGUGGCUGUGAUUUUGACCUUGAACCGUGGGCAUACAACGAACUGCCGAUUAAUGAUGCGUACCUGUCGAACUUUACCCUGCUGGACGAGCGAGAUUUGGUGAAGGUAACACAGAUCAAGCGCUUGAUGGAGGUGACCGGUAACAGGGACAUUCGUUUGGUCGGUGCUGCUUGGAGUCCACCGCCGUGGAUGAAAUCGAACAACGGAUGGACCGGUGCAAGUCGUCUCAAGCCGGAGUACUAUCAAACAUGGGCCGACUACCACGUGCGCUAUCUGGAGCUGAUGCGUGCCGCUGGACUAAACUUUUGGGCCAUUUCGACCGGAAACGAACCGCUGAACGGUGUGAUCGGAUUUCUUUUCAUACACUUUAUGAGCCUUGGCUGGACGGCACAGGAUCAGGGCCGAUGGGUAGGACAACAUCUAGGGCCAGCGCUAAAAAACUCACCCGUCAGCGAUGUGAAGCUGUUCGGGUGUGAUGACCAACGGUACACCUUUCCUUGGUGGUUUAUGAUGAUGGAUCAGGGACAUCCGAACGCUACGAGCUAUUUGGACGGGUUGGCUGUACAUUGGUACUGGGACGGUGUAGCACCGGCGACACUGCUAGAUCAGGCAGCGGCACGCUAUCCAGACAAGUUGAUCUUCAACACCGAGGCAUCGCUGGGUGAUAAACCGCUCCAGCAACAUCGUCCCAUCCUAGGGUCUUGGGAACGGGCCGAAUCGUACAUACUGUACGUGAUGCAAGACUUACAGCACAGUGUGCACGGAUGGAUCGAUUGGAACCUGGUGCUGGAUGAACGUGGUGGUCCAAACUAUGCGAACAACUUCGUUGAGAGCGCCGUCAUUGUGAAUUCGACUUCCCAGGAGGAAGCUUACAAGCAGCCAAUAUUCUACGGCUUAGGACACUUCUCCCGUUUUAUUCUGCCCGGCUCGGUACGGCUGGAUGUGGGAUCAUCGAGCAGAGAUGUGUCGGUCGUGGCGUUCGAACGGCCGGACAAGAGAACCGUGUUGGUGUUCUACAACAAAGCAAACUGGAAACUGACUGUCCGGAUAGAGGACAAACGGUACGGUAGUGUGCGUGUUCGUCUGCCGGCUAAAUCGGUACAUACCUUGCUUUAUCUAUAA
This is a messenger RNA of Anopheles maculipalpis, 1551 nucleotides long. Its product is annotated as lysosomal acid glucosylceramidase-like. Gene Ontology annotation, biological process: glucosylceramide catabolic process. The transcript is spliced from 2 exons. Gene Ontology annotation, molecular function: glucosylceramidase activity. The record is from RefSeq and is a predicted model, not a curated record. NCBI's taxonomy places the organism in Eukaryota, Metazoa, Arthropoda, Insecta, Diptera, Culicidae. The coding region runs from base 1 to 1551 and encodes 516 amino acids.